UGUACACUCUCCGUCUCUCCGGAGAGACCACUCUCGCGGUGGCAGAGGUGGUCUCUGCUCACCUGAGCGUUUCAGGUGGCAGUCGCCCAGCUGAAUCGUUCAGCGACGGGUUCUCCUCGUGUGAGCGCCGCGAGCGCGAUUCGCCAAAGAGAGACAGAGCAAAAAAGAGACUCAUAAGACACCGGAUAACUUAAGGGAGAACGAGACUGAUAUGUCGAGAGAAUUUCGCGGGUACAUUUUGCAAUGCGACUCGAAAAUCGCGAAUCUCCCGGAUUCUCUUCCAAAAUCGAUGAAGCGACCGUCGCGACAUAUCUGUCUCUGCAGAUAAAUGCAACAAACCUUGAGGAUAAUAUGCAGAUCUCGUUUAAUUAUUGUCAGACGGACGGAGACACUGUCAAAAAUUUAUUUUAAUAAAAUAAAUCUCCAUCGAUCAAUAAGAUUAUUGUGACUUAUCGGACUGAUCUAAUCACGAGAAUUAAUUAUUAAAUCGAACUGAUCCGGAAAAAUUUUGCGGUAUCAAUUUUCAAGAAGCGGAAGAACAUUUUCGAUACAACAAUUGGUCUGCUAAUUAUUGAUUUUAAUUAAUUAAAAUCAGAAAAAAUUUCACUCCUUGUUAUUUUUUCCGAUUCAAAAACAUCCCUGAGAUCACUCGAUCGUGCGUGAUUUGCAAGAUACUUUGUAAGAAAUGAAAAUGUGAUGCGUCACGAUACAUUACACGGUAAAGUAAACAACAAUACUUUCGAUCGCAAUCGAUGAUAAUCGCCGCACACCAAUAAAACCAAAGAUCGCUUGGAAAUUCAAAGGAUCUCCGCGCAUCUUGAAGAAAGUGAACGUCCUCUCGAGUAAUCUCGAGUUCCUCGGCGAUGAUCGAAGAGCUGUCAUCUACGAGAAAGAGCUGGUUGAUCGUCGAGGCUUAUUAAAAGACACUCCUGGCGGCGGAUCGAUCGGCAGAUAAAUGUUCCGUUCGAGCGACGUAAAUAAAUUUGUCACUGAAUCGACUGACUCGUCCGACGGCAUUCUCAACAAAAUUAUCGUCUUUAAUAUUGCGCAGCCGCGAUUAAACGGAGGUGUUCGAUUAAACGGUGACCGAUUGCGGAAAGAAAGACUCGGGAGUCUCGGAGUUGUCUUACCAGAUUGAGAAACGACGACGGAAGAGUGUUUGAUUAACGGAAGCUCUUUACCUCAUGGAAGAAUCACAACAAGAGAUAUAUAGACACGUGUUAAUCAAUAACUAAUUGCGUGCUUGUGAAAUGCGCGUCAUUUGCGAUAGAGAGAGAGUGUACGUAAUUUAUUUAAAGAGCAAAUUAAUGAAAAUUCAAUUAAUAAAUUAUUUCGAAAAAAUUGAGAGCGGCAAGUUCUAAAAGAAAUUCCUCAAAUUUAUCGUAAUAUAAUAUAAGGUAAAAUUUAAUGUGCGUCAGAGGAGGCAGGAAUUUACGAAAAAUAUUCACGAAUUUUUUCGAGUCGUGCCGAGACCUUAGAUGGGGAACACGCGAUAAGGCAACGAGAUUAAUUAAUGUGCGCGAGAUUGAACGGGAUGAUUUACGAUAUAUUAAUUCGACCGGGCCAAUCUGCUAGAGGAUUUUAACGGUGAGGGAAGCGAAUGGGAGGACAGUCGAAAAUAAACGCAGUCGAUCAUAAAUCUCGCGAUGACGAUGUGACAGCGAAUGCCAACACCGUUAUCGCUGACAAAUGCCGAUGAUCGCACGGUCAUAAUUCAGUGCCACACGACAGAGUCAACAAAGUGUCAUUCUCGAAAAAAGAUCGAUCGCGCGCUUUCCGAGCACGAGUUCGUCUCGAGAGAAGAAAAUUCGUCGACUCCCUCUUGUAUAAAGAUAUUUCCAUUGAUUCUGCAAUUAAAUACAUUCUACACCGCUGUAAAUAUUUGACGGCCAAAAAGAAAUGAUAUUCACGAACGUGAAUGAUCGCGCUUAAUUGAGGAGAUAAAAGUCGAUUUUCGCUCGAAUUUAUUGAUACGCGAGUGCAAGAGUUCCUCGUGUCUUCCCCGAAGGAUGGAUUCACGUGAAAGCCGGUAGAUAUUAUGUAGAAUGAACAAGGUCGAUUCGUCGGGAACAGUCGUGCUAAAAACUUUCGAAGUAAAGAUAUCGUGUUUCCGCGAGUGCCGCAAAGUUAUAUACAUGCAAGUGAACUCUUAGUUGAAAGAUUCCUUCGAAGUCGGGAAAUGCGUAUAUUUUCGCGAGCGAUCGCUUAUCGCACCGGAUAGAGCAUGAUGGGAGAGGUGAUUCGUGUUUCCGGAAGGCCGCCGGAUGUCGGUGACAUUCUGAAGGAGGCUAUGCUGUCGCAGAGAUUCGCCGAUGUGGCCCUGUGUUGUCCAGGAGGCCAGAGAUUCCUCGCGCAUCGUCUGGUUUUAUCAGCGGCGAGUCCUUAUCUCCAGGAAGUAUUGUUGGCGCAUAGCAAGACCACCGCUCAUUGCGAGCCAAUCACGGUGAUCCUGGCUGAAACGGAAGCGCCGGAACUCGCGGCUCUUCUGGGCUUCGUCUACACCGGAAGUGCCACGGUUCCGCGGAUGCGACUGGACGCGUUUCUCCGCGCCGCCGAGACUCUGCGCAUUCGACUGCCACCGGUUCCGGUGACGACGACCUGCAGCGAGCGAGUGCAAGCGGACAGUAAACAGGAAGACGUGAAGGAUGUGAAAGUUAAUCCCAAGUAUCUGCGGUGCGAUCAGUAUCCUUGGUACAAAUCGGGGAGACCGUCCUACGAAAAUCCGCUCGACAGGAAGGAGUCCAGGAUAUUCCCGACCGACGGCGGCAGAGACGUCUUCAGGAACUCCGAGACGUUUCGCGAGGUCAACAAUCCCGGUCCCAGCUCGUUUGGUCCCAGCUGUUCGAACGAGUGGCCGAUCGAGGGUUUCGCGUAUCGCGAUCGAACGAUAGAAGACACUUCCGCGGAGAAUCGAGAUCACAACUCGAUGAUAUUAGUCGAGAAGAAUCGCAUGAUGGCUCUUAGUAGCGAAUCGUCCUUCGAGAUUUAUCAGCGAGACGCCACGUGUCUUCCCGAGAGACCGUUCGCGGAAGGCUACGGUAGUCUGGAUCCCUCGGAGAGGAUCAGAUUAUCGGGAUACGAGAGACCGCAGAUGAAUCAUCGUUCGGAGAGGCCGAUUACGGACGAAGACGUUCACGCGGCAGGAUCGGGAGGUGCUGGUGAUUCUUACAUCCGAAGGACACCCGACGAGUGUCCUUAUCAGGCCGCGUCGUCCUUGUCGUCCUCGCAGUGUCGGACGAGGUCGUUCGAGAGAACGAUCGAGUACGGUUCGCAGACGACGGCGACGUCUCAGGGCGAGGAUCUCAGCUGCGGCGAAAGUUGUUGCAGGUGGAGAACUAUACGUAGACACGUGGCCAAUCGCGUCACCGCGUCCCCGUGGCGCCAGAUUAUCAGGCCUCAUCAUUCACCGAGGAUCCCGCGAUCCGUCAUACCCCAACAACGUCACGUCGAUGACAAAAUUCACAGGAAACCUAGCACUCCAGAACCAACUCGAUCCACGGUAAUAUCGAUGAGCCCGAGGGUCCAUUCCCCGAGUAAGAAUACGCCGGGUAGAAACGACGGGUUUUACGCGGUCGAGGUACCUACCAGUUGCGAGAUGAGCCUGAACAAUGAUACCGGAUCGCGCGAGACGGUCGGCGAUGCACCGGAGACGAGCGUGCAGGAGAUCUAUCGAUCUCCAUCAGCCCCGUUCGCAGCCGGCAAUCAAAUCGCGCCGAGGAGCAACAACGAGCCGUCCUUCCAGAACGUCGGCAACACGCCCGCGCGAUUGCUACCCGUCGUCGUUAACGACACCGUUAUCACGAACGCCGCCGGAUAUACGACGCCGAUCCCGGUUCCGCAGACGCCGCAGAAGCAGGAAUUGUCGCAUCCGAUCAGCAGACUCUGCGACACGAUCGAGUCCGACGAGAAGAGAGAAGCUUCCCCGAGAAUGGAAGUGGCGGAGAAAAACGCGGGAGAGGAGAGAAUCGCGAGGAUUCUUGUUAAUAGCGAUAAUAAUAAUAACAACGAGGCGAUCGUCAGCACGAUCGAGGUGGCUCAGCGAGGACGAUCGACGACCGAUGAUCACAGGUGCGAUCAAUGCGGGAAGACCUUCGUCACGAGAGCAUCGCUCAAGGUGCACAGCCGGACACACUCGGGCGAGAAGCCGUUCCGGUGCGCCGAUUGCGGCAAACAGUUUUCGCAGCUGCGCAACUAUAAGUACCACCGCAGCGUGCACGAGGGCACGCGGGAGUUCGCGGCGACCUGUCCGGAAUGCGGCAAGUACUUCAACGAUCGCGGUUACCUGAGCUCGCACAUGAAGAUCCAUCGGAAUCGCAAGGAGUACGGAUGCGCGGAAUGCGGGAAGAGCUUCAAUCAGCGCGUGGCCUACAACAUGCACGUGCGCAUACACACGGGCGUGAAGCCGCACCAGUGCGAGCAAUGCGGCAAGGCGUUCUCGCGAAAGAUGUUGCUUAAGCAACACCUGAGGACCCAUUCCGGCGAACGGCCUUACCAGUGCCAGGUCUGCCAGAAGGCGUUCGCCGACCGUUCCAACAUGACCCUCCACACCAGGCUGCACUCCGGCCUGAAGCCGUAUCAGUGCAACCUGUGCUCGAAGGCCUUUACCAAGAAGCAUCACCUCAAGACUCAUCUGAAUUAUCAUACCGGCACCAAGCCUUACGCCUGCUCGAACUGCGGCGGCAGGUUCUCGCAAAGCAGCAACAUGAGGACCCACUUCAAGAAGUGUAUCGUCAACAACGCCGUAGGAUUGGCCAAAUCCGGGGACGAAACCGGGGUCGAUCGCGCGGACGCCGAAGGCAACGUGGCCUUGACGCCGCCCAAUUCCGAUCAGGAAUCCAGUAUCCUGACACCGAUACAGAGCAACACGUAGCGGGGACACUUGGAAUCGAGAGAAGAGACGGAUACUUUCGAAAGUGAAGAAGGUUGACGAAGAAUCAAGUGAAAAUACUGUUGCAACCGCAUCAUUAUGGUAGAUGUUCGAGGGAAGAUAGUGCACUUGGCAGACGUGUUUCUCUGCUGGUAAAUUUAUAGGAAAUAGACCGCGAGAGCUUUCACGCUUUACAUUUGCGACAGGUUAGUACAUGUUCGUAAACAUUUUCUAGGAUACAUCGAGAGUUGUCUACGUCCGCGUUACAAGAUAACGCCAUGAAAUUAGGAAAAAAUUUUAUUCAUUCUUAAACAACGCGCAGGUUUGCGCGCUUCUUUCAAAGACAAUCCGAUAUUUAGUCAAUUGAAGUAAGAUAUUGAAGUGAGUAAUUCAAGUAUCGAUGUAAUAAUGGUAUAAUAAUCAUUGCACUGUGCCUUAUUUAGUUCCUGUAUUUAUUGAAUUAUUCUCAAUGUACAUAUAUAUGCAAAGCUCCGUAUACUAAUUUAAUGUAAUAUUUAAUAAUUUGGAGAAUAAGAUUUUUUGAUAUACGAGAAAUUAUAUGUUAAAUCGAGAAUUAAAUAAAUUGAAUUUUUCAGAGUAAGUUUAUUUUAUUCCUCU
Nylanderia fulva is the source of this 5485-nucleotide messenger RNA. RefSeq lists its product as uncharacterized. The record is from RefSeq and is a predicted model, not a curated record. Gene Ontology annotation, molecular function: protein binding. Gene Ontology annotation, biological process: regulation of gene expression. Gene Ontology annotation, cellular component: nucleus. Lineage: Eukaryota; Metazoa; Arthropoda; Insecta; Hymenoptera; Formicidae.